AUGGCCCGCGAUGCCGGUAUCCCAUUGAAGCUUUGCAUGGCGUCUGUGACGCCGGCAACAAGAGGACUCGCCUACACCUACUAUACCGAAUCGCCCUUCCCGUCUUUUCACGAGUUUUACCGAGGUCCAGUACUUCCGUGGGCCCGCAUCAAGUACUUUGGUCGUUUGUGUAUGCCACAAGAGGCACUUCCCGGAUUGCAAAAUAUGUGGCCUAAUUGGUGGUUCGAGCCGCUCGAAGCACCAAACUGGAGCAACCUUUCCGAUACGUUUAUUCGGACAGCUGAGGUUGACCCACUGCGGGACGAAGGGGAAGCAUAUGCCAUGAAGCUCGUCGCCGGCGGAAACAAGGCCACGAUCAAGAGAUACCUGGGCUGCCCGCACACUUUCAUGUACAUCGACUCCAUGAAGCGGAAGCACGAGUACGAUCGGGACGCAAUCAUUGCUUUGCGAGCUGCACACAGUCUUGACUAG
This is a messenger RNA of Chaetomium globosum CBS 148.51, 471 nucleotides long. RefSeq lists its product as uncharacterized. Bases 1 to 471 code for a protein of 156 amino acids. NCBI's taxonomy places the organism in Eukaryota, Fungi, Ascomycota, Sordariomycetes, Sordariales, Chaetomiaceae. The record is from RefSeq and is a predicted model, not a curated record. The transcript has a single exon. Gene Ontology annotation, molecular function: hydrolase activity.